Molecule: messenger RNA, 1461 nt
Organism: Argentina anserina (silverweed cinquefoil)
Lineage: Eukaryota; Viridiplantae; Streptophyta; Magnoliopsida; Rosales; Rosaceae
Exons: 1
Coding region: 138-1358 (406 amino acids)
Source: RefSeq, a predicted model, not a curated record
CUUCCUCCCUCUUUCCUCAUCUCCCCUCUCAAAUUCCUAUAUAUCCUCAUUCCCUCACUAUUCCAUAACCUUAAUUCCUUAACCCUCUCAUCACCAAAAAUCCAAUCCAAGGCUAACUUGCUAGCAAGCUCUUAAUCAUGGAGAUGAAAGUAGCAAUUCCUGUGCCUCCGGCAGACUUCAACUUCGACAGCGCCUGCUCCUCCCCAUACUUGACAGCCCCGUCGAGCCCCACCCGGUUCGGCCACUACUACUUCAGCGCACCCACCAGCCCCAACCGGUCUUCCUCCUUCUACCGCCAGUUCAAUGACUUCGACUACAAUCAUAGUUCUAAUAGUACUAAAUACUCCCCUGCCACUAUCCCUUUCAAGUGGGAAGAAAAGCCGGGGAUUCCAAAGUCCCGGGCUACAAUCAACGGCGAGGAUGUUGAAGAUUUCGAGUUCAAUUUCAGUGGCCAACUGGAAAGAGCUUCUUUGCCAGCGGACGAGCUCUUUGACGGAGGGAAGAUCAAGCCUCUGAAGCCUCCUCCUCGGCUACACGUCAACACUAACAGAAAUCAGGAUCCGGGAUCGUCUUCCGGUUUAUCUCCAAGGUCGCCGUCGCCGAGAUCGUCUAGAGUACUAUGCCAAGGUAAGCGAAUUGUCCAAGACGUUUUGUCUCCACGUCAUCAUCACAGAAAAAUGGAUUCCGAUCCUUUCACGGCGGCCCUGGAAGAAACUAGGAAAGAUUGUUACAGAGAUGAAUAUGACUACGCAGAAGAAGAGUUUCAGAAUCGACGUGGAAGGGAAAGAAUGUCGAGAAUGCCUUCGAGACACGUCAACUCUUCAAUCAGAAAAGGAACCAGGUCUUUGUCUCCAUUGAGGAUUCCGGACAUCAUGUUCGAUGACGUCGCAUCACCUGCUCCGACGACGAGUGCCUCUAAUAGCUCUAUCAAGCCGGCCACUCCUUCAUCUGUUUCUGCGGCUUACAAUUCGUUAUUGUCAGCGAUUUCGUUUUCGAAAGCGAACAAGAAAUGGAAGCUGAAGGAUCUCUUGUUGUUCCGGAGCGCAUCGGAAGGUAGAGCCACGACGGGGAAGGAUCCUCUAAGGAAGUAUUCGCUUUUGUCGACAAAGAAGAGUAUGUCGGAAGAUGUGAAGAAUUCUAGCUUCCGGUCGACGGACAGUGUCGGUUCGGUUAGCUCAAGGAGGAGAGGACCUGUUUCGCCGCACGAGCUACAUUACACGGUGAACCGGGCGGUGACGGAGGAGAUGAGAAGGAAGACCGUGUUGCCCUACAAACAUGGGCUCUUAGGUUGCUUGGGGUUCAACCAUGGCGUGCAUGAAAUUUCCAGAGGUGCUUUCGGGUCAUUGGCACGUGGCUGAUGGGAUCGAUCUCGGCUGUAAAUAGCUUUUUUCGUUCAAUUUUACUGUCGAAUCUCUUUGAUCGGAUAUAAAAUUACGUUUGGGUUUUUGGUUCCAAUACAUA